AACUCUCACUUGCAAACAGAUAAAGACGAUGGAAGUCGAAGUAUUCUCUCUGCCAUUGAUGCUAUCUCACAAGCGUGUUCCAAAGAGCAUUGGACUACAGAACCAGCAAUCGUGCACACAAUCCGGCCAAAACGAACCUUCUCCAAUAGGGAUGUCACCAUGAUCGCACAGUUUUCGAUCAGUCGCUUGGACCGGUUCGAACACGCAAGGGUUGUCUGGGAUGGUCCCAUAUCCGUCGUGAUAUUUCUGGCGACCAAUUUGGACAUUGUCGAGCUCCGAAAGUACUUUGAGCGCCCUGGCAAACUGGCAUUAUAUGACUCGACUACGUUGACUAUCGUGAAGCCCAAUUACUCCCUCGGCACUCAUAAACGGUACCCAAUUAAUCACCUGAGGAACGUCGGCAUUCAAACCGCCUCUACCGAUUAUAUUUAUGUCAUCGAUGCCGAUUUCGUACCCACCUCAAAACUAUACAAUUUCGCCCGCACAACGCUCGUACCACUUUUGGAGAAGGCGACCCAUCCGGUCGCGUAUGUGGUUCCCUGUCUUGCAAUCAAGGAGGACUAUAAAGGCAGGUACCCGGACACGAUCAAGGAACUGCAGCCACUGAUGAAGUCGGGCAUGGCUUACAUAACAGAUCCAAGGUCAGGACACGGACCCACGUUCACCUCCAUCUUUACGAACACGGCGCUCCUCGGCAACUCGCCUGCAUAUGAAGUCUGCUACGAAUCGCAAUGGGAGCCCUACUAUAUAGUCAAGCGCACCAUUCCCCAUCCUUACUACGAUGAAAGAUUCAAAAAUCAAGGCGGGGACAAGCAGAGCCAUGCGCUUCUUAUGAACGCGAUUGGGUUCAAGUUUCUGGUUUUGAGAGAUCACUUUAUGUACCACUUAGAUCACCCAAAGUUGAAGUGGACAGGUGAUGGCCUCGAUCAGGCGAAGCAGAAGGACUACACGUACUUUUCGGAUUAUGCUCCUGCACUUGAGAGGAUAUUCGGGAGCAACUACCGGUGGCCAAGAGGAUGCUCCCGUCCGCUUGUCCAAUCUUUCAAGCGCGAUCUGCAGGGCAUCGGAACCAUGUAACAUUAGGUUGCUCUUUGUUGUUUCAUUUUCAUUUGUAAACUUGUACUUUAUCAUUUCACAUAGACCCGUGUUGUAGAUACUAUUGACGCCUCAAUAAACACUCGUCGCUGGCAACCUCCUUACUCUAC
This is a messenger RNA of Gamsiella multidivaricata, 1205 nucleotides long. Its product is annotated as glycosyl-transferase for dystroglycan-domain-containing protein. The record is from RefSeq and is a predicted model, not a curated record. The transcript is spliced from 3 exons. Lineage: Eukaryota; Fungi; Mortierellomycota; Mortierellomycetes; Mortierellales; Mortierellaceae. Gene Ontology annotation, biological process: protein O-linked glycosylation via mannose. Bases 160 to 1077 code for a protein of 305 amino acids. Gene Ontology annotation, molecular function: xylosyltransferase activity; glucuronosyltransferase activity.